This is a messenger RNA of Lodderomyces oxycetoniae, 1707 nucleotides long. It is a transcript of the gene GIT1, whose product is annotated as Git1p. The record is from RefSeq and is a predicted model, not a curated record. The transcript has a single exon. Gene Ontology annotation, cellular component: membrane. Gene Ontology annotation, biological process: transmembrane transport. The coding region runs from base 1 to 1707 and encodes 568 amino acids. Gene Ontology annotation, molecular function: transmembrane transporter activity. NCBI's taxonomy places the organism in Eukaryota, Fungi, Ascomycota, Pichiomycetes, Serinales, Debaryomycetaceae.
AUGGCUGAUUCGGAUAAAAGUACAAAAAUAAUUGAACAGGUUCACGUUGAUUCUGAACAAGAUGAAGUGACCUCAACUGCAGCAGAAAAGAAACAUUAUGUUUAUCAUGCUGAAGAAAGAAAACGUCGAUUGGACGGAGGAGUCCAGUAUAGAGAUAUUAUGAUGAUUCUUUGUGCUGGAUUUGCUUUGAUUUCAGAUGGGUAUCAAAACAAUGUUAUGUCUAUGUUAAAUAAAGUGUUCGCUAUGGAGUAUCCAAAGGAGUAUACUGGGGAUAUGUCGUCUCAAGUCUCCAAUGCUUCGUUGGUUGGUACGAUUUUAGGACAAUUUGUUAUUGGUAUAUGUGCAGAUUUGAUUAGUAGAAAAUGGGCUAUUCUUAUAGCUACUUGUUUUUUGGUGUUUGGUAGUGCCUUAUGUGCUGCAUCUCAUGGAAAAACUGUUAACGGUAUGUUUUGGAUGAUGACGAUUUUUAGAGGGGUUACAGGGUUUGGUAUUGGUGCCGAGUACCCGUCAAGUUCAGUUGCUGCAAGUGAAGCCGCAAACGAAUCAGUUAAAAGAAGAGGUGCUGCUUUUAUAUUGGUUACUAAUGUCCCCUUAUCGUUUGGUGGACCUUUUGCCUCUUGUAUUUUCUUAAUCGUUAACAAGAUUACGAAAACUCACCUUGAAGGGUUAUGGAGAACCAUGUUUGCCAUUGGAUGUUUCUGGCCAUUAUCUGUGUUUUAUUUUAGGAUGAAGAUGGUUACUUCAGAAUUGUUCAAGAGAUCAGCAAUGAGGAAACAACCUCCCUACUGGCAUGCUUUGAAAUUUUACUGGAAAAGAUUAUUUGGCACUUGUAUUUCAUGGUUUUUGUACGAUUUCGUAACGUUUCCCAACGGUAUCUUUUCAGCUACAAUCAUCUCAAAUGUUAUAUCAGACACAAGGGACUUGGAGAAAAUUGCAGAAUGGAAUUUGUUAUUAGGUGCCAUUGCCUUGCCCGGUUGUUUUGUAGGGGCUUAUUUGGUAGAUAUCAUUGGUAAAAAGUAUACCAUGUUGAUUGGAUUCAUUUGCUAUAUUGUGUUUGGAUUAAUAGUUGGUUGUGCUUAUUUUCAAGUUAAGAAAAUCACCGCUUUAUUCAUUGUUCUUUUUGGAUUGAUGCAAAGUUUUGGUAAUGCCGGUAUGGGUAAUGUUUUGGGGUUGGUUUCUAGUGAGUCAUUUGCUACUCCUGUGAGAGGUACAUUUUAUGGUAUCAGUGCACUUGUCGGUAAAAUCGGUGCUGUUUGUGGUACCAAGGCAUUUCAGAGAGUUUUGUUGAUUGGAAGCAAUAAAGAUAGUGGUCAGAGAUGGGUUUUCAUCAUUGCCGCAUGUUGUGGAGUUGUUGGUGUGAUUGUUACUGCUAUUUUCAUUCCACAUUUGAAAGUUGACGACUUGUUAGAAGAGGAUAUUAGGUUUAAAAACUAUCUUUUGUCACAAGGAUAUAAGGGACAAAUGGGAUUAGAACCAUCUGAUGAAGAAAAAGACAUGGAUACUGACGAAACUGAUGGAAUCAAUGAAACGGAUGAAGUUAAUGAAGCUAAUGCUGAGAAGAGUAAAGAGGGAAUUAUAACUCCUUACACAGAAAGGACUAAGCAUCAUCAUAAUCUUGGUCCAGAAAAUGAUGAAAUAAAGGAGAAAAAAGGUUUAUCUCGAUUUGGUGUCGGCAUUAUCGAUUGGUUUGGUAAAGUAUAUAAAUAG